GUCAAACACCUCCUCAUCUGCGAUUGGAAAAACCUGUGGAGUCAGAGCUGAGCUCCACAUUUGAGUUGGAUGCAAGACACAAGAGCAGUGGACUUUAUGGAUUAAGCCGAGGAGUUUGCUGAGUUUCAGACCGGUGAGGUUCGGGCUCCAAAAUUUGUUUCUUCUGGGAGUUUGGAAAAGGUUAUCUUUUUCUUUCUUUUAAUAUUUUUGUACAAGCCAAAUAGUGCCUGGAAAGAUUCUACUUUUUUGGUUUUGGACGAAUAAGUGACUGACCCACCACUUUAACUGGUGUUUGGUUGGUGUCGCUUGAACAUGUCUGAGAGAUCCCAGAGCCCCGCGACUGAGUGCCAGACUCGACCAUACGAUUUCAGCCGAGCCAACCUGUGCCCACAGGGCGUGGGGCAAGAGUCUUUCCAGAUACCACCCGGACUCCUGGCGGACCCCAACCUGCUCUACAACAAGUCCGCCUACGGAGGAAUCCCCUCGCAGACUUUCUUUCCUUUUGCCCCGAUGGGAGGCGACUACCGUGGAUCAGACCAACAGCAGGCAGUUGACCUGGCGCAGCCCAAACCUUGGUACCCUUUUGCAGCGCCCGACUACGUGAGCCAGGUCCCUGGUGCAGCAACCGCGACACAGCCAGCCAACCUGAGUCCACCAAUCGCCCAGACUCCACAGGUCAAACUGCCCGACAUCAAGGUGGAAAAGGACAGCGAGGAGGAGUAUUCUGCCGAGGUGAAGAUUCAGCAGUACCCCAACCCUCCCACCAUGUCUCAUGGAGUCUUUUACUCUGCACCCUGGAAUCCGUCUUUUUGGCCUGGGAUUGCCCACAUUACGCCCCGGGACAACAGCAGCGGCCAGAAUCCGUCAACACCGUCCUCCGCGUCUUCUCCAUCCAUGUCCCCUUCUCCCCCGAGCAGUGGCAAUAAUGGGAAUGCGUUUUUCGGAAGUGGGACACCCACACAGGGUGUCACCGGGCACCAGAGCCAGAAUCCAACUUCAUCAGGCCGGAGCAGCGGCUCCUCUAGCGGCGGGUGCAGCGACUCCGAGGAGGAGAGCCUCACCACGGAGGAGCUGGAGCAGUUUGCCAAAGAGCUCAAACACAAGCGCAUCACUCUGGGCUUUACGCAGGCCGAUGUUGGACUGGCCCUGGGGAACUUGUAUGGAAAGAUGUUCAGCCAAACGACCAUUUGCCGCUUUGAAGCUCUACAGCUGAGUUUCAAAAACAUGUGCAAAUUGAAGCCAUUGCUUCAGAGAUGGCUGAAUGAAGCAGAGACUUCAGAAAAUCCACAGGAUAUGUACAAGAUUGAACGUGUGUUUGUGGACACCAGAAAGAGAAAAAGGAGGACAAGUUUGGAGGGAGCUGUGCGUUCAGCUUUGGAGACAUAUUUUGUCAAAUGUCCCAAACCCAACACACAAGAGAUCACCCACAUCUCAGAUGACCUGGGGCUGGAGAGAGAUGUGGUCCGUGUGUGGUUCUGUAAUCGCAGGCAGAAGGGGAAGAGGCUGGCACUACCUCUAGAUGAAGAGUGUGAUGGGCAGUACUAUGAGCAGAGCCACCCUCUCAACAUGGCACCCUCUCCUAUCCCUAACCAGAGCUACGCUACGCCUAGCUACACCGGAGCCACUUCUGCACUAUACAUGCCCUCUCUGCACAGGCCAGAUGUACUAAAGCAGGCCAUGCACCCUGGCCUGGUGGGCCACCUGACAGGAUAAACUCAGACCACAGGACUACAGGAGGCUCAAUUCUGUUCAGGGCAUACACCCACAUCAGAUGCAAAGUCAUGUGUGAUUGAGGAUAUGACUUAAUUGUUAAACACUUGUACAGACUUUGGUGCAUGCACGGGGGAGGGGGAGGGAAUCGGAAAGCAAAAUUUUGUUUUGUACUUGGUUUUUUUAUUUGAUCAAUGGGCAUUUUUAUAAAUGUAGUUCAGCAUGAGCUCUUGCAGCAAUGACAUUGAACAGUAUUGCACAAAAUGAAGAGCUGUAUUUUAAACAUGUGAUUCUAAAUGUGCAUUGAUUAACUUGGAGUCCAAAAAGCAUUUUGAAGUGUUAGUGCAACCUCCUAAGGCGAAUAGAUGCCAGGUGCCUUUUUAACUUUUUUUUAUAUCAUGCUAAAAGUUCACUGCUGAUUUUGCAGGAAAUCUACCUCAUCUGACCUCAUGUGUCAAAGCUAAUGGGAAAAACUGAGUGCCUUACUACUGUGUGUGAGCUGUCAUUUUUGUGACACUUGUCAGUAGACUGUAAAUGGACUUAAAUUAUUUAUUGAAACAGUGGAGCAGCUACAAAGGUAUGUUGUCUGCUCUGCAGCCUUUUUACUUGCUGUUCAGGUCUUCACAUAUGAAAUUGACAGUAAACUCUUUGCACGUUUCUAUGCAUGGUUUCUUUAAUAUUUUAUCAGGCUAACCACAGAGUUGAAUACAAUGUGUAGAGCUAUGAAGUGUAUUAAAACACAAUCUGAGAUGCAUAGUGAGAACAGUAUAUCAUUUGGUUGAACAGAUUAAAAUAAAAGCAUGUCAUAUGUUUCAAUACAGAAUAGGUCUGUGCAAUGAAUGCAUUUUAUCAAAUAAACAUUUUAAAUCAA
This is a messenger RNA of Boleophthalmus pectinirostris (great blue-spotted mudskipper), 2581 nucleotides long. RefSeq names its product POU domain, class 5, transcription factor 3 (gene pou5f3). The record is from RefSeq and is a predicted model, not a curated record. Gene Ontology annotation, molecular function: DNA-binding transcription factor activity, RNA polymerase II-specific; RNA polymerase II cis-regulatory region sequence-specific DNA binding. Gene Ontology annotation, biological process: regulation of transcription by RNA polymerase II. The coding region runs from base 313 to 1713 and encodes 466 amino acids. NCBI's taxonomy places the organism in Eukaryota, Metazoa, Chordata, Actinopteri, Gobiiformes, Gobiidae. The transcript has 5 exons.